Molecule: messenger RNA, 7899 nt
Organism: Nicotiana tabacum (common tobacco)
Lineage: Eukaryota; Viridiplantae; Streptophyta; Magnoliopsida; Solanales; Solanaceae
Source: RefSeq, a predicted model, not a curated record
UGACGGAAAGCCUAUAAUAAAGGCAACUAUCGCUUCGUGAAUAUAAGGUAUGAAUAAGCCUUGAAAAAAAGGCUGCAAAAUUACGGAGCCAAUCAAAAGGUGACGCGUGUGCAGAACAUUAAAUAGAAAAGACAAUUGAAGCGUCAGUACUGUCAUAGCAUUGAUUAUGGUAAAAAUUCCCUUUUUGUGAAGAUCCACUUCCCAAAUAUUUAAUUGAUAAAUAAAUGAAAAGUGGGGGAACUAUCUGUAUUGGGAAAAAAACUGAAUUUAUAUAUUGAAGAUGACGUGUCAUGACACGUGGACUGGUCAAAUGGUCAAAACACGGUAAUCAACCAAGAAGGCACGGGCGACAACAGAUACGGAGAGAAGAAAGUUAAAUAGGCACGAGUUUCGUACCUAUAUAAGUCAUUUAUAACCCCGAAGAUCGGAAAGGAUUGAAGAUAUGAAUCUGAUGACGCAAAAGAGUCCAAAUUCAGCAUUACAUAUCAAAUACGUUAGAGAAUUUGUAUUUAAUAGGAAUGAUUGAGUAACGUUUUUUUUAAAGUCAUUUAUUGCUCAUAAUUGCCUCAUUAAGACAAAGACAUUACACCUUCUCCUAGAAUCAACUAUAAAAUGAGAAGGACUCGACAUCUGUAGAGGGGAAGAUUAUUGAGACUUUACUGAAAUACAAAGCUAUUUACUGCUUUAUCAUCGUUCUCAAAAAUCUUUUAUUAUUUUCGUCUCCUGAUUAUCAGUAACCCGAAUUUCUCUUCGUUUCUAGCUUUGACCAAAGACUCAGAUUUUUGGUUAAACAAGAUGCCUACAUAUUGUUAUCAUAUUGUACAAUCAGUUAUAUUUAGUGUGCAAUCUGAUAAGUUGAUGAACGUUGUUGAAUGGGAUAACAUAGGCAACUUAUACAGUAGGUGAAAAUUCAAUGUGUGGUGAUAGGUUACAAAUAUUUGUGCUUCAUAUCACUUUGUCUAAACACAAACAAAUACUCUUUUUCGUGCCUACAGCCUUUUGGAUUACAAUGUUCAAUUCGACAUGGUUCAAUUUAAUCUCUAUGUUUGUUCGUCUUAUCAUUAAAAUAAUCGAGUUGCUUAAUGAGAAAGCCUAAGACUUAAAAUUGAUAUAUGGCAAGUUACUAUACCUUUUAAUCUUUAUUUUUCUGAUGUAGGUUUGUACUGUGAUUAGAAUACUGAUAUUUGUAUAACUCAAGUUCUCUUAACAAUGGAUCCUCAUCAAACAAAAAAACGUCCUUGCAUAAUGACAGAAGCCUAUGAUAAGAAUGCCAAAUGACGCGAAGUGUACAACAAUAUGACCAUGGCUGAAAAGAAUGCGCUUCUGUAGCAACGACGUCUAAAAAAAAGAGAGACAACAACUAAUCGUCUUCUCACAAGUAAAACUUAUGUCAAUCUUGUUGAACCAACAUCUGUAAUGCCAGAAAUCAUUGAAUGUGAAGUUUGUACGCCACCCGAUGUGCUUCACAAGGAGAAAAAUGUGGUGUACCCUUUUCAUGUUUUUGAAAAAGGUUCUACAUCAGACACUUCAAAUGAGUCAAGUGCUACAUCCUUUGAGCCGAUUUUGGCUGACGGUUAGUAUGAACAUAACAUAUCGUUUCUACUUUUUUGCUGUUUCAUAAUUUUUUCCACUCCUUAAGUCUGAAUGGCGUAUGGAGGUCAUGUAAAGAAUAAGAAAAAAUUGACUAAUGUUGGUUAUGGAAAAAAGAGAAAUAUGCCUAAUAAUAUCCGAUUGAGCCGAUUUUGGCUGACGGUUGGUAUGAACAUAACAUAUCGUUUCUACUUUUUUGCUGUUUCAUAAUUUUUUCCACUCCUUAAGUCUGAAUGGCGUAUGGAGGUCAUGUAAAGAAUAAGAAAAAAUUGACUAAUGUUGGUUAUGGAAAAAAGAGAAAUAUGCCUAAUAAUAUCCGAUUGAGCCGAUUUUGGCUGACGGUUGGUAUGAACAUAACAUAUCGUUUCUACUUUUUUGCUGUUUCAUAAUUUUUUCCACUCCUUAAGUCUGAAUGGCGUAUGGAGGUCAUGUAAAGAAUAAGAAAAAAUUGACUAAUGUUGGUUAUGGAAAAAAGAGAAAUAUGCCUAAUAAUAUCCGAUUGAGCCGAUUUUGGCUGACGGUUGGUAUGAACAUAACAUAUCGUUUCUACUUUUUUGCUGUUUCAUAAUUUUUUCCACUCCUUAAGUCUGAAUGGCGUAUGGAGGUCAUGUAAAGAAUAAGAAAAAAUUGACUAAUGUUGGUUAUGGAAAAAAGAGAAAUAUGCCUAAUAAUAUCCGAUUACGCUCUGACUAUGUUCCACUUAAAAAAGUGCCAAAUUGUGAAUUCUGCUCGGCUAAAAAAUUUCAGUAUGAAUCACCUUCAUUUUGUUGUGCUAACGGUACAGUUAAGUUGACUUAUCAUAAAAUGGCACCUGCAUUGAGAAAUUUAUAUCUAGGAUCUUCUGCAAAAUCGAAGCACUUCCAGACGUAUAUUAGAACGUAUAAUAAUAUGUUUGCUUUUAGCUCGCUUGGUGUCAGUUACGAUAAAGAUCUAGCCAAAAGAAAUCGUGGUAUAUAUACAUUCAGAGUUAAAGGUCAAAUGUAUCACUUUAUAGAUGAUUUAUAUUCUGCAGAGAGAAGGCCUAAAAAUUUACAGUUGUACUUUUAUGAUAACGACAAUGAGAUUGCAAAUAGAAUGGCUUGCUCUGAUAAAAUAAAUGAAUUAAUAGUGUGGGAAUUGAUAGACACACUGAAAGAUAAUCCAUAUUCUAUAUUUUUACGAAUUUUAUCUGAGAUUUCGAACUUACAGAACUAUCACAUCGCACUUAAAUGUAACUCUGGAUUGGAUCAACGAAUAUUUAACUUGCCCAGUACUACAGAGGUUGCAGCUAUAUGGGUUGAUGAGAAUGAUGUUGGUGCUAUUCAUGUACCACACAUUCAAAUUUAUACUCACAGCAAUAGAACUCAAAGAGUGAACUACUAUUUUGGGUGUUAUAAUCCUUUACAGUAUCCUUUACUAUUUCCAUAUGGCCAAAGUGGGUGGCAUUUUGGCAUUAAAAAGUUUCAUGGGGAAGAAAAUAUGCCUAAAAAUUAUGCGUUGUCUGAUUUGGAACAAUUACCAAAUAUAAAAAAUUUCACCUCUGUUGACGGAUAUCUUGAUAUGGAAGAUCAAGUUAUGCAAAAAGGAAAACGAAAGAGAGAUACAGUUUCAGUUCGUGAAUACUAUAGUUACAGGCUCCAGAUGAGAAACGAUGAUGAAGAUGAACUUCUACAUACAGGGAGAUUACUUCAACAAUAUUCGGUUGAUGAAUAUAUAAAAUUGGAGACUCAAAGAAUGGAUUUUGUUUUCUUCAAUCAAGAUUUGUUCAGAAUGGAUAUGUUAAAUGGACUUCUUGACAUUUUAAGACUUGGUGAACGAUAUGCUUCUAAUUUUGGAAAACAAACAUUUCUACCAAAUUCAUUUAUAGGAGGGCCUAGAGAUAUGCGUCAACGUUAUAUGACCGAUAUUGCAUUAGUGCAGUAUUUUGGAAAGCCUGAUUUAUUUAUAACGAUGACAUGUAACCCAACUUGGCCAGAAAUUGAGGAACAUUUAGCACCUAGCGAUGAGGCACAAAAUAGACCUGAUUUGAUUAGUCGCGUAUUUAGGGCCAAAAUAGAAGAGCUGAAGACGGAUAUUCUAAAACGAAAUAUCUUUGGAAAAGUUGUUGCUUUUAUGUACACCGUUGAGUUUCAAAAAUGAGGUUUACCUCAUGCUCAUUUUCUUAUUAUAUUACAAAAUGACUAUAAAUUGUUGACAACUGAAGCAUACGAUGAAAUAAUUAGAGCAUAAUUACCAGAUGCUAAUGCAGACUCAGAUUUGCGUAAGCUUGUUCUUAAGCAUAUGAUGCACAGUCCUUGUGGUAGUUUAGACCCAACAAAUUCCUGUAUGAGGAAAAAAACGGGUUCUUGCAAGUUCAAAUAUCCAAAAAUAUCUGCUUAUCAAACAUUAAAAGGAAAUGAUUCUCUUCCAAUUUAUAGAAGACGAAAUACAGGUGAAGUUGUGAAGUAAGAGGUCAUGACUUAGAUAACUCUUGGGUCGUCCCAUACAAUCCAUAUUUACUCGGUAAAUACAAUUGUCACAUAAAUGUUGAAGUUUGCAUCAAAGUUGUGAAGUACCUUUAUAAGUACAUCUGUAAAGGACAUGACAAAAUUGCAUUUUCUGUACAAAAUGAUGCGAAUAUAGAAAUAGAUGAGGUAAAUGAAUAUCGAUCUACUAGAUGGGUAUCACCUCCGGAAGCUGUAUGGCGUCUCUUUCGUUUUCCUAUUAGCGAAAUGUCUCCGAAUGUUUAUCAUCUUCAGCUGCAUCUUGAUGGACAACAACUUGUUUCCUUCAAGAAAAAUAUGGAUAUAAAUACAAUUGUAAAUAAUCCCAUGAUUAAAAAAACUAUGUUGACCGAAUUCUUCUAUAUGAACAAAACAGGUAAGAAUGCCAUGAAACUGAACUUAUUGUACAGAGAAUUUCCUGAAUACUUUGUGUGGUCCUCCAGCGACAAAUUUUGGGCACUUCGACAGCGUCGUUGUACUGUUGGCCGCGUUUCAUCCAACAGAAGGAGAACGAUAUUAUCUUAGAUUAUUAUUGAUGCAUGUGCGUGGGCCGACAUCGUAAGAGGAUCUUCUUAUGGUAAAUGGAGAACUUUGUAGUACAUUUAGAGAAUUUGUGGAAAAAAGAGGAUUAUUACAGUGUGAUAACAGUUUAACGGAAUGCAUGUCUGAAGCAGCAAGUUAUCAUAUACCAUAUAGUUUAAAGCGUUUGUUUGCUACAUUAUUGGUACACUGCAACCCUACCAAUCCAAGAGAACUAUGGGAGCAAUUUGAAGAGUGUAUGUCUGAAGAUUAUAAAGUGUUACGGACUAUUGAAACAAAAUCCGAUAUCAAGUUCCGAACCAUAUCAAUGAUAUUUUGCAUUCUAUGGGUCACAAUGUAAAUGAAUAUGAACUCAUUCCACAAACUAUUAGACCUUCCGCAGAAGCGAAAGAAGCAAAAGAGAUUCAUUUUGAAAGAACUACUACCGUAAGUGAAGAUGAGGUACAAUUGCAUAAGAGACUAAACAAAAAUCAACUGACAGCAUAUGAUGUAAUUAUCAACAGAGUAUUUUCCAACAAAGCGGGCGCAUUUUUCAUUGACAGUCCAGGAGGAACUGAAAAAACUUUCUUAUACCGUGCUUUACUAGCAACUGUACGGUCUAUGGGAUAUAUCACUUUGGCAACUGCGACUUCUGGUGUCGCUGCUUCUAUUCUCUCUGGUGGGCGUACUGCACAUUCACGCUUUAAAAUUCCUAUUGAUAUUGAUGAGAAUGUUAGUUGUAUUAGUAAACAAAGCGCACUUGCGAGUUUAAUUCGCGAUGCAAAAUUGAUUGUAUGGGAUGAGGCAUCUAUGGCAAAUAAAAGAAUGCUAGAAUUUUUUAAUUUGCUACUAAAAGAUCUCAUGGAUACAAAUGUAUUAUUCGGUGGAAAAGUAGUUGUUUUUGGGGCUGAUUUUAGACAAACUCUUCCCGUUGUGAGAAAUGGAAAAAAGGAAGAUUUCAUUAAUCAAAGUUUGUUAUAUUCCAGCAUUUGGGCCAAGCUAGAAAAAAUACAAUUAUCUGAGAAUAUGAGGGCAAAAACAGAUCCUGCGUUCUGUGAUUUUUUGCUAAGAAUUGGGAAUGGACAAGAACGUAACGCAACAAAUAACAUUGAAGUACCAAAUUCUUUAAUUGUGCCUUUCACAGCUGAAAGAGAAUCUUUAGAUAAACUAUUCACAGUGACAUAUCCAUAUUUGAAUUCAUCUGGUUAUGAAGCUUCUUGUACAGACUCCCGUGUAAUUUUGACAACAAAAAAUAAUUGUGCCGAUGAAAUCAACGAUAUGCUUAUUGAUCAAUUUCCAGGAAAAGCAAGAAUAUUUGUUGGUAUUGAUGAGACAAUUGAAUCUGACAAUCAAUCACAAUUUGAAGAUCUAUUGCAUACUUUAAACCCUGCAGGUUUGCCUCCGUACAUAUUAUCUUUGAAAAAGAAUUGUCCAAUUAUGUUAUUACGAAACUUAAAUCCAUAUGAAGGUUUAUGCAAUGUCACACGAUUAAACUGUUGUGGAUUUAAAACUCAUGUUCUAAGUGCUAAGAUUGCACCAGGUGAUUUCAAGAAUACACAUGUAUUUAUUCCAAGAAUACCAUUAUUAUCUUCAAAUAAUGAAAAAUUGCCCGUUUAAUUCAAGAGAACACAAUUUCCAGUAAGAAUGUGCUUUGUUAUGACUAUAAAUAAAGCGCAGGGUCAAACAUUAAAUUUUGUGGGAAUUUAUUUGCGUGAACCUGUAUUUUCCUACGGCCAACUUUAUGUUGCCUUAUCUAGAGCAAAGAGUUCGAACUAUGUGAAAUUGUUGAUUCGACCUCCCACCCCGACUAGUGAUGAUGAUCAUUCUACCUUAACAUAGUUUACGAUGAAAUCAUUCAAAAGGCAAUCAUGUGAUGUUUCUUACUACAAGAUGAUUGUCUAAGUCUUUUGUUCUGCAGUGGAUGAUUCCUCAGCGGAUUAUACUUCGUUUGUAUCUCUAAAUGUUAAUCCAACAGGUAUUUUUCAUCUUCCAUUUGUUUUCAUCUUGAUCUCUAUCUAAUAUGAUUGCUUUUUUGUAAAGAGUGAUUGAAUUAUUCAUUUAUGUAAUUUCUUAUUUCUCUAUUUGCUUCGCUAAUCCUCUGCUUUUUCUUCUGAGAUUCAUGUUGCCUGAGAUCCUCAUUUAGGUUUGUUUUCCGUGCUUCCUGCCUUUUUAAGCUUCUACGCUCUCCAUUGGCACCUUUCUAAGUGAGCUUUGCGGUUAAUUACUACAAAUUGAAUUAUCUAUAAAAACUUUGAAGUUUCAAAGUUGCAGUUACAAAAUUGCAUCAUCUAUCUAUAGAAGAUUUUAAUGGAAAUACCAGUAUAUCUAAUAUCUUACUUUCAUGGUGUUUUACAUCUAUACCUGUAGUGGCUUCUGUUUUUCUUUUACUUUUUUCUUCCAGUUAUAUAACCUUAUUCAUUUGAUGAAUGGUUGUACGUUGAAUUAUUAACCUUGCUAGGACAUUCCGCAGUCAUUGAAAAUCGUAACUGGUGACAAUUAAUUAAUCAUUCUACGAGUGUUCUUGGUGCAAGAUGGAGGGCUAAUAUAUUUUUACUGGAAUGUUGCAUAUAGGUAAAGCAUAUUACAGUACUGUAGCAUGAUGUUUGUAGGUGGUGUUCUAAAUUUUUUUGCUUUCUUCAGAGAAAUAUAAUAUGUAGGUGAUGAUAAAUCUAAUACUUGGAAAAGCCAAAAAGAAAAAGAGAGCAAAACAAAUGCAUUCCGAAAGCAAAGACAAGCCUGAUAUGUCUACAAAUCCUUGGUGAGCCACUCAAGAAAAACUUUCCAGUGUAGAAACACUUGAUGAUCACAUAACUGUUGUACGAAGGGAUAACGAACACAGAUCUCAAACUGAAAAAGGAGAAUAAGAAAUGAUGCAGCUCGAGAAAAAACCAAGAGAAAACCAAUAACUCUUCAAGAAGAAAAAGCUCGGCAAGAAAUGGUCAGAGCAAAGACAAGAGUAGAAGACACUCAGCUGACUGACAAACUGCUAGAGGUCACUUUAGUGCCUGCAACAGUUGGAUAAUACGAAACAAAAGUAAGCUAAAAUUUAAGUAUUGUAAGUGGGUUAUGGUAAUCUCAUCAGGGGGUAGCACUUAGCAGUAUGCUCGAUCUUCUAAACAUGCUUUUUCUCUCUUUCUCCUUCUGCUGAGAAAUCAUUUUUGGUGCACUGGGAGAAGCGUAUGCUCAUGAAGUUGGAGGAGAAAUCCAAGAAAGGAAAAAAGAGUGCUGAUAGAUAGGUGAAGACAGUGAGCAUAUUGCUAAAUAAUGUUAAAAUCACAUUUUUUGUAUGUAGUUAUGACUGUUAAAUACAAUCUCCCUUUAGCCUGUA